Messenger RNA from Aegilops tauschii subsp. strangulata, 798 nucleotides. Lineage: Eukaryota; Viridiplantae; Streptophyta; Magnoliopsida; Poales; Poaceae. The record is from RefSeq and is a predicted model, not a curated record.
AUGCAGGGGUCAACUUAUGGCAAGUUACAAGUGGGCAGCAAACACAUGCUGUCAACCUGGAACUUGAGACUUGUGGAUGCAGGAAGUGGGACCUUAGUGGCAUACCUUGCAACCAUGCCAUCUCUGCAAAUAAACAAGGCUAAAAGGAAACCAGAGGAUUAUGUCAGCAAAUUCUUCAAGAAAGAUUUUUAUGCUGCAGCUUAUGAACCAAUGAUCUUUCCUGUGCCUGGUGAGCAUGAUUGGACAAGGACCCCUGGUCCAGACAUAGAACCACCUGCAUUCAAAAUCAAGAGAGGAAGAAAGAAAGAAAAGAGGAUCAAGGGCAAAUUUGAAGUACCAAAGCCAAAAGACACUUCAAGAAUGGGGACCAUAACAUGUGGCAAUUGUGGUCUCCAAGGGCAUAGGUACACAAACUGUCUUAAACAGUUGAAGCCUGAGCUAGCUUUGAGGAAGAAUAAGCAUGUGGCUACUCCAAGUAACUCACAGCCAAGAGCUGCUGGUCCUUCUACUACAACAACAGCAAGACAGCCAAGAGCUGCUGCCAGAGGAGCUGCCAGAGAAAGAGGAGCUGCUACUUCUACUACACCACCACCAUCUGGAAGAGGAAGAGGAAGAGGAGCUGCUACUUCUACUACACCACCACCAUCUGGAAGAGGAGCUGGCAGAGGAAGAGGAGCUGGAACAGGUGCUCCAAGGCCAUUCAGUGCCCCCAGGCAAUAUGCUGACAUUCCUACUGAUGGUACACACACUGGAUGGAUGUCCUACUUCACUGCUAGCAGAGGAAGAGGAGCCAUGUAA